Molecule: messenger RNA, 675 nt
Organism: Endocarpon pusillum Z07020
Lineage: Eukaryota; Fungi; Ascomycota; Eurotiomycetes; Verrucariales; Verrucariaceae
Exons: 1
Coding region: 1-675 (224 amino acids)
Source: RefSeq, a predicted model, not a curated record
AUGUCGCCUGUUACAUCAUCCAAAGCACAUCAAAAAGCCCAAGAGGAUGCUUCAGCUCUUGCCGAACCUGCAACCAGUGACUCGACUGCCGACGCUUCCGUCUACUUCCCUCCUAUCACUGGAAGCACAGACUCACGACUCUCAAUACCAUUCCUCGCGCGUUUUCCAUUAGCGGUCUCCUUUGGUCUGUUCUACGGGUUCGCCCUAGGAGCCUCCAAAGGUGGAGCUCAAGCUGCAUACCGAUACCGAGCUGAGAACGCGCAUCGCCUUCCAACCACCAAAUCAGGCUGGUAUCUUUACCACAAAAGCAAGAAUUAUCACAGCAUUAUUGGCGGUGUCAAGGAAGGUUUGCGAUGGGGGGGCCGGUUAUCAGGGUGGACCAGUCUCUUCAUUGUGACUGAAGAGGUGAUCGACCAGCUUCGGGGACGAGGAAGUGAUAAACACCGAGAUGUUGCAAGUACUGUAUGUGCUGGAAUGGCAACAGCAGGGAUAUGCAAUUGGAAGAAUCGAUGGGAUUUCUUUACCUCUGCAAGAAUGGCCAAGACCGCCUUAAAGGUAUCAUUGGUGUAUGGGCUUUCACAGGAUCUCCUGUCCACGCUUCGAGGGAGACGUCCUGCAUAUGUCGACUGGCUGAUGAGACACGUUUGGGGACGGCCAGAGACGGUCGAGGCAUGA